Messenger RNA from Dacryopinax primogenitus, 1209 nucleotides. Its product is annotated as voltage-gated potassium channel beta-2 subunit. The coding region runs from base 136 to 1209 and encodes 357 amino acids. The record is from RefSeq and is a predicted model, not a curated record. The transcript is spliced from 6 exons. Lineage: Eukaryota; Fungi; Basidiomycota; Dacrymycetes; Dacrymycetales; Dacrymycetaceae.
ACAGCUGGCAGCUCGGCAUAGCAUAUGCCAACUCCACCAGACGACAGCGAAUAUAAACUGGAUGGAUAAUCCUGAAAGUGUUCAUCCCCUGUCCCCCUCAUCAUUUCAGAACCUACUCAAAUCGUACUGGCAACUAUGGCGAACUUUCAAGCUUCUUAUGAAUACCAACCUAAGGGCAUGAUCUUCAGAAACCUUGGGUCAAGCGGUCUGCGCGUCCCCGUCUUUUCGCUGGGCGGCUGGCUCACAUACGGUGGUACCGUUAAGGGCGAUCCCGUGAAGGAGGUGAUGAAAGCCGCCUUCGAGGCCGGGAUCAACAUGUUUGACACGGCGGAAGGGUACGAAGCCGGGGAGUGUGAGCGUGAAAUGGGUCGGGUAAUCAAAGAGUGCGGUUGGAGGCGCACGGACUUGAUCAUCUCCACCAAGAUAUUCUUUGGUGUGAGGAGGCAAGGACCAAAUGAUAAGGGCCUGAGUAGGAAGCACUUGAUUGAAGGACUUACUGAGUCUCUGGAGCGUUUGAGGAUGGACUAUGUGGAUAUCGUCUUUGCCCAUCGUCCUGACGUCACUGUUCCAAUGGAAGAGGUUGUUCGGGCAUUCAACUAUCUGAUCAACACGGGAAAAGCGUUCUAUUGGGGAACAUCAGAGUGGUCUGCUGCGCAAAUCGAGGAAGCCUUUGCUAUCGCCAACAAACUCAAGCUCAUCCCUCCCAUUGCCGAUCAAUGUCAGUACAACGCCUUCCAUCGUUCGCGGUUUGAGGCCGAGUACGACUCCCUCUAUCGGAAGUACAACUAUGGCACGACGGUAUUUUCUGCUCUCGCAUCUGGUAUCCUCACCGGCAAGUACAACCAUGGAAUCCCUAAGGACUCGCGUUUCACCACCAAUGCCGACUUCUUUAAGAAUACCAUCGAGCAGCUGCGCAAGCCCGAGGGACAGCAGAAAAUUCAAAAAGUCAGGGAGCUUACGAAGAUCGUCAAAGAGUAUUUUAACGCUACUCCGGGCCAGCUGGCGCUAGCAUGGGUCGCGAAGAAUCCGAACACAAGCACCAUCAUUCUGGGAGCUUCCAGACCGGAACAGGCGUACGACAACCUGAAGGCGCUCGAAAUCCUACCUAAACUGACAAAUGAAAUCUACGAGCAGAUCAAUCGCAUUUUGGACAAUGCUCCACCAGCUGAGCCUCACUAUGGGAGAGGGACCCGGCAUGCUCUUUUGUGA